Oppia nitens is the source of this 4305-nucleotide messenger RNA. It is a transcript of the gene RhoGAP100F, whose product is annotated as rho GTPase-activating protein 100F-like. Lineage: Eukaryota; Metazoa; Arthropoda; Arachnida; Sarcoptiformes; Oppiidae. Gene Ontology annotation, molecular function: protein binding. Bases 165 to 4142 code for a protein of 1325 amino acids. The transcript is spliced from 7 exons. The record is from RefSeq and is a predicted model, not a curated record. Gene Ontology annotation, biological process: signal transduction.
AAUAGGAGGCGGCGAUCGUCGUGUAUAUUGUGUUAUAUAUUGCUGUUCAUAGCACAGCAAUGGUGGUAACUGUGCCGGUGAGACAAUGCUCUACUCACACAAGUGGUGGCAAUCACUUAAUAGUGGGACAACAAUCCUGUUAAUGAUAGACCAGUUCAGCACACAUGUUGGCCGAGCCCUGUCCGCCGCCGCUCCCGACGUUGUCUGUAUUGAGAGAAAAGGUCCGACACAUCUUCUUCUCAAACAUGUUGUGUUGUGGACGUAAAAAGGGAUCACGAGAUGUGAGGGGACAGCAUAUAAUAGGUGAGGGCAGUGCCGGUGUAUACACGAAUUUGGCACACCAUCAUCACCAUCAACCAGCUGUAAAUGCCACACAUUUUAGGAAAGCCAUACAACCUACCAAUGUUUAUCACAGCCAACAGUUGCCAUUGAGAUCACGUAUGCCUGAAAUGGUAGUUCAAAGUGAUUUCCGCAAAGUUAGUGGCAUUACAUCCGAAGUGUUCCGACAAAUAGAGGCCGUCGAGAAUGACUUCGACUCGACGACCGCCGCAUACUUCGAAUCAGUCGAGAAAAGAGGAGAAAUGGUUAUCCGUCUCCUUAAUCCUCAUUCACUGGGAAGGGCUGGCAUUGAUGCUCAUCGUCGGUAUGCAAAUACUUCAGGCGGAAACACACAGUUUGUUGAGAUCAUUAAAAGGCCGGGACAGACAUUAGGACUAUAUAUACGUGAAGGCGAUGGAUAUCGAUGUAGUGAUGGUGUCUUUAUAUCCCGUAUUGCAUUAGAAAGUGCUAUAUAUAACAGUGGUUUACUUAAAGUGGGUGACGAGGUAUUAGCAGUUAAUUUAGUGGAUGUGCGUCGCAUGUCUUUAGACGAUGUAGUCAUCAUUAUGUCGAUUCCCAGAAGACUUGUGUUAACCAUCCGUUCCCACAUAUAUUCGGGAAGUCAAUCGGCAAUAAUGGCCAGAAAAUCAUUAAGUAAUGAUUACCGAAACCCUCCGAUAGUUGUGGUCAAGACUGAGGUAGAAGAUGAAACAUUUGAUGACAGCAUUCAUCGCGACACAGAAAACGGUCACUUAAUGCAGGCCAGACUUAAAGGAUUGCCCGAUAAUAUUCCAGCCACGGCUGUGCCUUUAGAUGGCCACCAAUAUAGAGCAUUACCUCCUCGUCCCGGUAUAGAUGAUCAGGUGCUUCAUUAUAAUCAACAACCGUUACAAUUAAGAACAUCUAUGUCUGGCAUAUAUGAAAAUCCGGUGCAAAUGAGAGAAGACGCGUGGAAUGAACAGCAAAGGACAGGUAUGUCUCGACAUUACGGCAGUAUUGUUACACAACAACCAAAUUUGUUGCGUCGACAUUAUCCACGAACUGCUGAUAAUCUCUGGGAAUGUGUCUAUUCAUCGGGAUAUACAUCAGAUGUGCCGCUAACAUCUUCAUCACGCCGUAGUGGAUCAUUAGGUGUAACCCGUGCUGCCAUUCAUAGACCUCCAUCUAAUGCUCCUCAGCGGUAUUGGGAGGACUAUGCUAUGGCCGGUAGUAUUGCUAGUAGUGAUCCAUUAAGAAGACGAAGACUGUUAAGGACAGAGAGUGAUCACGCAAUACCCCCGACAAUGUCUGAUGACUUUCUCGACAGAUAUCUUCGACCAUCGAGCAGAUCAAGUGUGUCAGCCGGAUAUCCUUCAAAAGCUUCUAUGCAAGACUUGAAGUUCAGACGAUUAGACGAACUAAGAAAUCAAUUGACAGCAAAUCAGGCCAUUAAUAAUAUGUUAAGACGUAGGGCUUAUUAUGAUGGAAGUGCUUCAGACACUGAGGCCAGUUCUGGACCCUCUCAGUACUUACUAAGACAACGAAGCUUAGGGUCAUAUUCUCGAAUGACUAGAGGAGGGGGCGGUUCGAGGGAUUCAUUUCAACUGAGAAGUAGUUCACUUCCACGCACUCGACCCAUACAUAGUGACUAUCAAUAUUUACGACCACAAACAAGACGCCCUCCCAAACAAACUGUUCGCUUUGAAAGACCUCCUAUUGGUUAUGAUGAGGAUAGUGAUGGUGCUGUGUCUGCACCAGAAUUGCCGGCCAAUCGAUCGCGAAGAUACGGUCGGCGCACGGUUUCACCAAAUAAUUACUCGUCAAAUGACUACCAGAGAUGGAUGGUUAGGGCGCCGUCCACUUCAGCUAUUUAUGAAUGUGUGCGCAAAGGAAAGCAAAUCCCUUUGAGCUCCGAUUCAAUCACCAAAAUCGCUGUUUCGGCGGAAAGUCUUCUCGACACAAUACGAUCGGAACAGAAGCGAACACUUUUGGCUGAUUUAUAUGCAAGUCGUGCAGCAAUUCUCGGAAAGACAUCACAACUGCUUCCCAUUAAACGCGAUGAGUCUAACCGAUCGCUUACCAAAACUCCGAUACUAUCACAUAAUAUAGGAGUGGACUACUUGAGAGCAUCUAUACCUAAUCCGACACCAGUGAAACCCAGUGAUGACAGUCGACUUAAUUUGGUGACAUUAAAUCCGCGCGAAUUCUUUAAGUAUAGACCUGAGAAGCCGGACCGUGGACUUCAAAGUAGUGAUGGUUUUAGUGGACUAUUAAAUGUGCAUUUAUUGGCAGGACGUGGCCUACGGGCCAGUACUGGACAUGUGAGUGAACACUAUAGGGACGUGUAUUGUGUCAUUGAAUGCGAUCGCAUACAUAAAGCUCGGACUGUUGUCCGAAGCGGUGAACAGAGCUUUGAUUGGGACGAAGUGUUUGAUUUAGAUUUAUUUGACACAAAAGAAAUUGCAUUUUUAUUAUACACUUGGGAUCCACAGUUCAGACAUAAACUCUGUUAUAAAGGAAUACUAUAUUUGUCUUCAUUAUCAUUGAAUGAAACUCCAGCCCAUAGUUUGGCUUUAAAGUUGGAGCCCAGAGGGACACUGUAUGUCAAACUUAGAUAUAAAGAUCUUCAGUCAACAUUCCAAAGAACAGUUAUCAGUCCCAUCGGUCAGACAGCGAAUGCCGUCUUUGGUGUUGAUCUCGAAACUGUUGUCAAUCGUGAAAAUUCUGGACUCAAUGUACCGAUAAUUAUUAAACGAUGUGUCGAUGAAAUUGAAAAAAGAGGAAAAGAUUUGCCGGGAAUUUAUAGGUUAUGCGGGUCUUCGGUUCGCAAGAAAAUGCUUAGAGACAACUUCGAGAGGAAUGCGUGGCUCACGGAUCUCAGUCCCGAACAUAUGCCCGACAUUAAUGUCAUCGCAAGCUUACUUAAGGACUAUAUCCGUGAACUACCGGAGCCAUUAUUUACUAAAGCACUGUUUGAUAUGAUGGACGAUGGCGUGAGUGUAUGUCUGGCCGAUGACCCGACCGGUAACGUGAAACUCAUGUUUUCAAUCCUUGAAUGUCUGCCAAAGAUCAAUAGGUGUACGGUCUUGUAUUUGAUGGAUCACUUGAAGAAGAUUAUGAGUCAUUCAGAUAGGAAUAAGAUGUCAUCUCAAGCCAUUGCCAUCUGUUUUGGACCACUUUUUACGUGUCAUUCAGAAAGUGAAAACCUUCACAAACCGAUUGAAAUUUUCAAGUUUUUGCUCGUUAUUUGGCCUAAAAGGAGAACUUCAAAAAGUGGAAGCAGUGAUAUAACAUCUGUGAGUAAAGGAUCUGUGGUUUCAAAUCAAGAUUCUUCACUAUCAUUAAUGCCAUCGCAUACUAUCUCAUUAUUAAGUCAAUCCAAUACCAUUGCUACGACCGCAACAACUAUUACAUCGUCAUCGAUGGUCAUAAGCAGUCAUUUGCCACCCGUAAGCAUCCCAUCGACUUCUGCAAAUAUGUUACCGCCGACAUCAGCUCUCACACCCGGGCCCUCACCAACAGCCUUAACAAUAGAAGAAACGCCUACAACGGGUGCUAUUAUAGCAUCGACAACAUCAUCGGUAACAACAACACCAUUUGCAGCCACAACGACAACAACAACAAAAUUAAGUUCUGCGACGGGUUUAAGCAAUGAACCUGAUUUUGGACAUCAGGUAAGCGCUAGUUCUAUGAUGACCACGAUAUCCAAAAAGAGUGUGGCAUUUGCUCAACCAAAUGAUCAUAAGAAUAAUAAUAAUAAUGGAACCGGUAGUGGAAGUGGUUAUGUUAGCGGUACUGGUUCUGGUCAGUGUCGGGCACUUCCCUUUCCACCAUCUAAUUGCUAGCAUUGACGAUUGAUCCACAAUAUUGUCUAUUUAGUGAUUGUUAUUUGUUAUAAUUGUUGUGACCAACUAAUACACCAAUGAAAUCUCACUCUAGAAGUCUAUCAAAAAUAAAACAUUGUGUAAACUCUCUAUUGUUUUUAAUUUGUGAUAAAACACGUAAAAC